Molecule: messenger RNA, 2832 nt
Organism: Eutrema salsugineum
Lineage: Eukaryota; Viridiplantae; Streptophyta; Magnoliopsida; Brassicales; Brassicaceae
Product: copper methylamine oxidase
Exons: 12
Coding region: 396-2612 (738 amino acids)
Biological process (GO): amine metabolic process
Molecular function (GO): copper ion binding; quinone binding; primary methylamine oxidase activity
Source: RefSeq, a predicted model, not a curated record
AAAAAAACAAAUACGAAAUAGGAAAUAGCAAUUGAGAAUCAGUUUCUUCCUCCACCACGGGAAACAGACGAUCACAGAUACGCUGCUGAGAAAUUCAGAUCCGGUGAGGAGAGAGUCCAUCGUCCGUGGAAGCUUCCGAACUUCUUUUCACUGAGCUGAAGUCGAGAGACAGUAGCUGUGAUUUGUGUCAUCGGCGAUCGGAGAUUUAUCUCCCGGGAAAUCGACUGUUCGAAUCUUAGUGGAAUUUGCUUGGAGCUUCUUCUUUUUCUUAAAACCGGGAGUGGUGGAGAGAAGGGGGGAGAUCAAGCGACGGAUAGAGAUAGGUUUUGCUGUAUGUCAGUAGAUUGUGUUGAGACUUAUUUUGGUGGAUUUGGAGAACUCGUGAACCCUAUUCAAUGGCCUCAACUUCGAAAAAGGCGACGGCAUGUGCUCACCACGGAGGCUCUGCUCCGCCUCCGAAACUCGCCUCCGCCGUGUCCAAUACGGUUGCUGGAUGGUCCGGCGGAAGCUCCGAAGGUGAGAAUCAGCGAGCCUCUAAGCUUGCUUUGGAAUCCGUAAUCCGCCCUGUCGAUUCGCUUCCUGAUACGGCCAAGAAACCUGCCAACAAAGGAAUUUCUGUCAUGCCAAGGACGGAAACAAAACACCCGUUGGAUCCUCUCUCUGCUGCAGAAAUAUCAGUUGCCGUGGCGACUGUUCGUGCGGCUGGUGCCAACCCUGAGGUUAGGGAUAGCAUGCGUUUCAUUGAGGUGGCUUCAGUGGAACCAGAGAAGCAUGUUGUGGCGCUGGCAGAUGCUUACUUCUUCCCUCCGUUCCAGCCAUCACUACUUCCAAGAAAUAAAGCUGGACCUGUGAUUCCUAUGAAGCUCCCUCCGAGGCGAGCAAGACUUGUUGUGUACAACAAGACGUCUAAUGAGACAAGUGUCUGGAUCGUGGAGUUAUCUGAAGUUCAUGCUGUCACUCGGGGUGGACAUCACAGGGGAAAAGUUGUUUCCUCGCAAGUGAUACCUGAUGUUCAGCCACCCAUGGAUGCGGCUGAAUAUGCUGAAUGUGAAGCGAUUGUCAAAGACUUCCCCCCAUUCAUUGAGGCAAUGAAGAGGAGAGGUAUUGAAGACAUGGAUCUAGUGAUGGUGGAUCCCUGGUGUGUGGGUUAUCACAGUGAAGCUGACGCUCCUAGUCGUAGGCUUGCGAAGCCCCUUAUAUACUGUCGGACUGAUAGUGAUUCCCCUAUGGAAAAUGGCUACGCUCGUCCAGUUGAGGGCAUUUAUGUACUUGUAGACAUGCAAAACAUGGUGGUGAUUGAGUUUGAAGACCGUAAGUUUGUGCCACUGCCCCCACCGGACCCUUUGAGGAAUUAUACCCCUGGUGAAAGUAGAGGGGGUGUUGAUAGAAGUGAUGUUAAGCCUCUCCAGAUUAUUCAGCCUGAAGGUCCAAGUUUUCGCGUUAGGGGUUACUUUGUCGAGUGGCAGAAGUGGAACUUUCGUAUCGGGUUCACUCCGAGGGAAGGUUUAGUCAUACAUUCGGUAGCAUAUGUUGAUGGCAGCCGAGGUCGCAGGCCUGGUGCACAUAGGCUAAGUUUUGGGCUAAAGUACUUCGAUGCCCAUUUCACAAAUUUCACUGGAGGAGUUGAAACAAUUGAGAACUGUGUAUGCUUGCAUGAAGAGGACCAUGGGAUUUUGUGGAAACAUCAGGACUGGAGAACAGGAUUAGCCGAAGUGCGAAGAUCUAGGAGGCUAACUGUCUCCUUUCUAUGUACUGUUGCUAACUACGAGUAUGGGUUUUACUGGCACUUCUACCAGGAUGGGAAAAUCGAAGCUGAAGUAAAACUUACUGGUAUCCUUAGUUUAGGAGCGCUGCAGCCAGGAGAAACUCGAAAGUACGGUACUACUAUCGCUCCUGGGUUGUAUGCACCAGUCCAUCAACAUUUCUUCAUUGCUCGCAUGGAUAUGUCGGUUGACUGUAAACCUGGUGAAGCUUUUAAUCAGGUAGUGGAGGUAAAUGCUAGAGUUGACGAGCCCGGUGAGAACAAUGUCCACAACAAUGCCUUUUAUGCGGAAGAGAAGUUACUUAGAUCUGAGGCAGAGGCGAUGCGUGACUGUGACCCCCUUGCUGCUCGACAUUGGAUUGUAAGGAACACAAGGACAGUAAACAGGACGGGACAAUUAACAGGAUAUAAACUUGUUCCGGGCUCAAAUUGUUUGCCAUUAGCUCGACCCGAGGCCAAGUUUCUAAGAAGAGCUGCAUUCCUGAAGCAUAACCUUUGGGUUACCCGUUAUGCCCCUGACGAGAAAUUUCCAGGAGGAGAGUUCCCAAACCAAAACCCACGUGCUGGUGAAGGUCUCGCCACAUGGGUGAAACAGAACCGCUCCUUGGAAGAAUCUGAUGUCGUUCUUUGGUAUGUUUUUGGAAUCAUACAUGUUCCUAGACUUGAAGACUGGCCGGUUAUGCCCGUCGAACAUAUUGGCUUCACACUAAUGCCACAUGGAUUUUUCAACUGCUCACCGGCCGUAGAUGUUCCACCGAAUCCAGCAUGCGAAUUGGAUACUAAGGACAGUGAGGUCAAAGAGGUUGUAGCACCAAAGCCUCUUCAGACUAGUUUACUCUCAAAGCUUUGAAGAAGACAUAAUUUUUUUCUUUUUCUUUUGUUGCUUUUUCUGUUAUACAAAAUUGGAGACGUUGGUGUUGCUCAGUUCAUUUUCGGAUUGAAAUCUUUCGUUGUUUGGUGUGCUGGUUGCAGACUAAAAGACCUUUGUCAUUGAAAUGUUCUUUUUCUUUUCUCCAACAUUGUUGUUUUAAAAUUUAAAAAAAAAAAGACUUGUCAAAUGUCAAUCGAGA